GUCAUGGGUGUGGCCUUGGUCUUCGCUUGCAUUGUCAUUGUUCGUCAGCGACAGCUGGACAGAAAGGCUCUGGAAAAGGUCUGAGAGUCACUGGAGCAACCACAGCCACCAUGGGGCCCUGGGGAGAGCCAGAGCUCCUGGUGUGGCGCCCAGAGGCAGUAGCCUCGGAGCCCCCAGUACCUGUGGGACUGGAGGUGAAGUUGGGGGCCCUGGUGCUACUGCUGGUGCUCACUCUCAUCUGCAGUCUGGUCCCCAUCUGUGUGCUACGCCGGCCUGGAGCUAAUCCAGAAGCCUCAGCCUUCCGCCAAAAAGCCCUGAGCCUUGUAAGCUGCUUUGCUGGGGGUGUCUUUCUGGCUACCUGUCUCCUGGACCUGCUACCUGACUACUUGUCUGCCAUAGAUGAGGCCCUGGCAGCUCUGCACGUGACGCUCCAGUUCCCCCUACAAGAGUUCAUCCUGGCUAUGGGCUUCUUCCUGGUCCUGGUGAUGGAGCAGAUCACACUGGCUUAUAAGGAGCAGUCAGUGCCACCACCUCGAGAGGAGACAAGGGCGCUGCUGGGAACAGUGAAUGGUGGGGCGCAGCACUGGCAUGAUGGGCCAGGCGUCCCACAGGCAAGCGGAGCUCUGGCAGCCCCCUCAGCCCUGCGUGCCAGUGUACUGGUGUUCUCCCUGGCUCUGCACUCGGUGUUUGAGGGGCUGGCAGUGGGGCUGCAGCGAGACCGGGCUCGGGCCAUGGAGCUGUGCCUGGCUUUGCUGCUCCAUAAGGGUAUUCUGGCAGUCAGCUUGUCCCUGAGGCUGCUGCAGAGCCACUUGCGAGCAAAGGUGGUGGCUGGCUGUGGCAUUCUCUUCUCAUGCAUGACACCUCUGGGCAUUGGGCUGGGUGCAGCUCUGGCAGAGUCAGCUGGUCCACUGCACCAGCUGGCCCAGUCUGUACUGGAGGGCAUGGCAGCUGGCACCUUUUUCUAUAUCACCUUUCUGGAAAUCCUGCCCCAGGAGCUGGCCACUUCCGAGCAGAGGAUCCUCAAGGUCAUUCUGCUGCUGUCAGGCUUUGCCCUACUUACUGGCCUGCUCUUCAUCCAAGUCUAGGGGGCUCCAAGAGGGGCAGGGGAGAUUGGGUACCAGGUACCCUUGACCUGCCUCCCCUCCUUAGGAGUGGGGAAGGGAAGUAUUGAGGACCAAAGAGUUCUCUGAGAGGUGGGGAUGGAGCCUUUGGGACUAUCUGACCAAUGGGAAAGAAGUGGGUAGACAAGAGCCUGGCCCCCAGGCCCAAGAGACAAGGCAUGGUCAAGUCACUAGAGACGUGAUCAAGAAACAUUAGUAUUAGGGAAGACACUGAGUACUAGAAUCAGGCAGACACUACACAGGGACAAACUGACACUGGGGAGGCUAAAGGUGGGUACCCAGAUACUAUGGGAUAGAAGUAGAGAGGACAUAGGCCCAGAGUCAGCAGUUCUCUUGCUUCUAGCCCAUUUCAGUCUUGUUAUUUGGAAUGUACGCGUCCUACUUUUCUUAGCUCCUACUCUCACAUCUAUCUCCCAGUUCCCCUCUCUCAAGACACUAGUGCCAAGUGGCCUCUUUUUGCCAGUUUUGGUACCUUCUCUGGCUUCUUCAGUCCUGCUUAUUGUAUUUUUACAGUGCCAAAUAAAAUGCUCUCCCUUUUUCUCAAAGCACAGUGAUGCGCUGAGCCCUGCCAGGGCACCUCAGUGAAGGGUGCCCUCUUGCUCCUUAUUUUAGUCCCAGAUUCUGGGGUGGGGCAGAAAUGUUUGCUGAGUUGGGGUGGAGGGAGGGUUGGCAGAUCUGCGGCCCGUACUAUUGCUGCACCCUGGGAAUACUGACAUGGACAUGGUACCCCAUACCCAGGUGAUCAACAUUGUGCUGCCAAAUUUUUUUAUACCAUAGGAGCCCAAGGGGGAAGGGGAAUGUUCACCCCCAGGGUUAUUUUUGGGGGGGUAGGGCUAUGCACAGGGCCAUAUUCUCUAGAAUCUAUUUUACUUACUGAUCUGUUUUGGGACAUGUUACCCAAAUAAAAGAUGUUUCUCUACAUCUGUA
Molecule: messenger RNA, 2048 nt
Organism: Miniopterus natalensis
Lineage: Eukaryota; Metazoa; Chordata; Mammalia; Chiroptera; Miniopteridae
Gene: SLC39A1
Product: solute carrier family 39 member 1
Biological process (GO): zinc ion transmembrane transport
Cellular component (GO): plasma membrane
Molecular function (GO): zinc ion transmembrane transporter activity
Source: RefSeq, a predicted model, not a curated record